This is a messenger RNA of Oppia nitens, 2417 nucleotides long. RefSeq names its product death-associated protein kinase 3-like. Gene Ontology annotation, molecular function: protein serine/threonine kinase activity; ATP binding. NCBI's taxonomy places the organism in Eukaryota, Metazoa, Arthropoda, Arachnida, Sarcoptiformes, Oppiidae. Gene Ontology annotation, biological process: protein phosphorylation; mitotic DNA damage checkpoint signaling. The transcript has 3 exons. Gene Ontology annotation, cellular component: cytoplasm; nucleus. The record is from RefSeq and is a predicted model, not a curated record. Bases 1127 to 2353 code for a protein of 408 amino acids.
GGUAAACCCCAUACAUGUUUACGGAUUAAACUCAUUGUCGGAUAAGUAAUGUCAUCACUAACUGCUGCGGCGAGUUUGCCGUCGGGAAUACAACUGUCCGCGUGAAUCGGAUGCCGGUUCUGCAUCCGCCACAGUCUGAUGAUUGGUUGACUAAGUAUUGAUUAAUUGAUUGACCUACCGAUUCAUUGCUAUACUGUCUAUGCAUAUGUCUAUGUGGACAAUAGGACCGGUAUUUAUAUAUAUAUAUACUGUAUAUAUCUAUUCAAAAUGGUAUUAACAACUCGGAAUGACUGACCUAUCUAUCGGAAACGGAUCCGAUGUUUGUCUGUUUUUAAUAGAACUAACUGUUUGAUUGUUUGCUUAGGCGGCGAGUUUGCCACUGAAUACAACGGUCCGCGUGAAUCGGACGGCAUUGUCAAAUAUAUGCGAUCUCUCUCUCUCUCUCUCUCUCUCUAUCUAUCUAUCUAUCUAUCUAUCUAUCUAUCUAUCUAUCUAUCUAUCUAUACAAAAAUAAAAAUGAAAUCAGUAUUAGAUUAGAAAAAUAAAUUUAAAACAAAUAAUUUUAUUAUUUUUUGGGCAACGCUUACCUUAGAGAGGGCUUCGUUUUUUAUAUUGUUUGCGCGUGCAUUACAACACUGUAUUAAAUGUAUUAAUAAUACUAUUUGCACCUAAAAUCACUUAAUUGUAUUCACAUUAGAAAUAGAAAUAUAUAAAUCAUAAUAUGACUCGACACCACCCAUACUUAACAAACUACUAUCUAACCCCACCCACCCGACCACCACUUCCUAACCUCUCACACCCUACCCCACUCACCCCCACAAACUAACCCAAAUGUAAAGAUAAGUUUAAUGCUUUUAUAUUAUACUUUAAAAACAAUAUAAAAAACGAAGCCCUCUAUGGUAAGUAAUGGCGAGAUUUGCCAAAAAUAAAAGAGCAAAUGUACGCAAAUCUAUGCAAGAGAUGCUUCUGGAAGUGGAGGCCGUACGUGGACUACAGCACCCAAACAUAACGCGUAUCGAAAAAGUGCUUCACGUGAGAGACCCUCUAAGUAUAUAUUGAUUAGAAAAAAAAGAAGAAAGAGAAAGGACUGUUAGUUUUUUUAUUAGUUGACAUAUCGGCAAAAAAAAUGAGCACAAACUUUGGCAAAAACUAUAAGUGGACGGAAAGGGAUAGGAUUACGUGGGAAACAGAUAUCGACAAAAAAGAUAACUACGAGUAUGACUACGAAGAGCCGAUAGUCGAUCCAAGAUAUUACGACUAUCUUAAAGGAUACAGCGAUUUGCCGCACAGAUCACUGGCCGAUCGGUUAAGACACAAAAAACCGACAAUUUAUGGCCGAUCCAGAGAGGGUCGUCGAUUGUAUGGACCGGCAAAUAUUUCCGAUUUAGGAAUGCCUACAAACUUUAACUUUAAGCGCGAAUGGAUAGCAGACAAACUACUCAUUGAAGAGGCAUUGAACGUAGAAUUUAAACAGCUGUUGGGUGAGGGAGCUUUUGGUCAGGUUUGGCGAGUCCGGGUGGUCGCCAAUAGAACUCAUUAUGCGGCUAAAGUACUGGAGCUUAGGCGAUUUGCCACAGAUAAAAAUGCAAACGUACGCGAAUCUAUGAAACAGAUGCUUCUGGAAGUGGAUGCCGUACGUGGUCUACAGCACCCAAACCUAACGCGUAUCGAAAUUGUACUGCACGUGAGGGACGCGGUCACCGAUUUUCCGUCGGCUUUUGUAGUCAUAUUUAUGGAGCUGUGCGAUGGUUCACUCGAAGACGAGAUAUACUAUCGACCGAAUCAUCAAAUGACUGAACGGGAAGCCCGCGAUUGGUUUUUUCAGAUUAUUGGCGCUUUGAAGUAUUUGCACGAAAAUCGUGUGGCCCAUAUGGACAUCAAGCCGGAGAACAUACUUGUUCAAAAGCAGCCGCAAGCAGUGUACAAGUUGGCCGACUUGGGAUUGGCGCUGACCUUUCAGCCUAACGAACCAAUGCUAACCAAUGACAGACUGCUCGGAACUCCCGGUUUUCUGGCCCCGGAAUUGGUAUAUCAGGACGCGUUGUCCAUACGCAAGCUGUUGGGUAUGUCUAAUCGGCACAAAGCAACCGUAUGUGAUGUCUAUUCUCUAGGCAUAACACUGGCCGUUUCAUUAGGCGGCGCCUCCCGAUUUUCCCACUAUUUGAAUCCUCAACACGGGAUGACACUGAAUCUGAACGCAUAUAUGAGAGACACACUCCUCAGACCGGACGGUAGAUUCAGUGAAACGGAUGACGUUAUUACACUGUUGAAAGGUAUGUGUGCAGUGAAUCCGGCAAAUAGAUUCACCAUUGAUCAGGUAUUUCAACACAAUUGGAUCUCUCAAUGGUAUUGAUAUAUAUGGGGAACAACAACAAAACAAAAAGGAAAUAAAAUCAGUAUUAGAUUAGAAAAAUAAA